Molecule: messenger RNA, 1310 nt
Organism: Ananas comosus (pineapple)
Lineage: Eukaryota; Viridiplantae; Streptophyta; Magnoliopsida; Poales; Bromeliaceae
Product: BTB/POZ domain-containing protein At1g01640
Exons: 3
Coding region: 196-1041 (281 amino acids)
Molecular function (GO): protein binding
Source: RefSeq, a predicted model, not a curated record
AUUAUUCCUCAACCUAAAAAAUAAAAUGAACUAAAAAAUAAAAAAGAUGUACCCGCUAGUUAAUAUGCACCAAAAACCACAAAACAAUUGCAACUUAUAUCAUUGUCCAAAGUAUUUAAGCACCCCAUGAACAAUGAGAAACCUCUUAGGCCUUAUAUGAGAACCCAAACAAUUAAAGGAGAGUAAGAAGAUAACAUGGAUUGUUGCAUUUGUAGUCCCAUGGCAUCUUUGUAUAGGCCUCCAAGGAACACAAUUUGCCCCAGUUGCUAUGAGGGAGCUAAAUGCAUGAUUAGCUUCAUUAAUGAGCUCGAAAUCGAUCUCGACGCCGCUAAUCCUACAAAAUUCCAUGGAUUGAUUAAGCCCCAAGCAUCUAAAGGAAUAUCUGAUGCAUUCAAAUGCAUGAAGGAGAUGAGAGAGAGAGAGGAGGAGAUGAGAGAGAAAUUGGGGUUCUUAGAUGGGCUUGUGUUGGCAUUGAGAGAGGGAAUCCACACUGAUAUCUUAAUUAAACCUGGUAGGGGGCCUCCAAUACCUGCCCAUAGAGCUAUUCUGGCAACGCGGUCGGAGAUCUUCCGGCACAUGCUGUCCUCCGAUGACGCGUGCAAGGCUCCCGCCGCCGAUUCUAUCUCCCUUCCGGAGCUCUCCCACGACGACCUCCGCGCCCUCCUCGACUUUGUCUAUGCCGGGGCCCUCCCCCUCGCGGCCGGCACUACCACCACCGACAUCGCUGAAGACAAGCGCCUCUACUCAUUGCUCAUAGCCGCUGACAAGUAUGACAUCCCUUUCCUCAGGAAGCUGUGCGUGCGCCGCGUGCUCGUGACGCUGCGCCCCGCGAACGCUCUCGGCGUGCUCGAGGUGGCGGAGACGUGCUCGGAUAGGGUUCUCAAGGACGGGGCGAUGAGGAUGAUUGCGGAGAAUUUGGAGGAGGUGGUGUUCUCGGAGGAGUACGAGGCGUUCGCCACGACUAACGCGCAUCUCGCGGUGGAGAUCACCAGGGCCGUGUUAACGGAGAAGAUGAGAAAAAAAGCAGAAAUAGUCAUAUAGUUAUAUAGCAGUCCAGUGCACAAGGCGAUCUCACAGUACAUCUGUGAAAAAGUCAAUCAAACAUAGAAAAUUCAUAGCAAUAAGGGGCGAAAAAGUUUUGCGCACCGAGCUGUAGAAUGUGUGCUCCCUCUCCGCCGGAGGAUUAAGUGCAAAUUUGGUUCUAGAUUUUAUUUUUCUUCGUCACAGUUUAUAGUUCAAUUGUAGCAAUGAUUCGUAAAAUUUGAUAUAGUAAUAGUGAUAACUUAUAUUUUAUAGCAACUUUUUUUUUU